UCUACUUCCAAUAUUUAUGGGGGAACUUACAAUUCCAGCCAUAUAUAUAAUUUCGAGAUGACAUGAGCGUCUAAGCAGGGAGUCCUUUUUUGGCUUCAAAAUCAAUUCUCUUCCACAUGCCGAUAGAAUACAAAUGCAGAAUUUUUCAUUACCAGAGCUUCGUUCCUUAAGAAGACACACGUAUCAUCAGUUUCAGGUUCGACAGCCACAAAUAAGAUUUCAAUAGGACUGAAUAAUAGAACCAGGUAAAAGUAUUUUUCUCUCUUCUCUAACUCAUAUUGUUUGAGGUUUGGGUUUGGAAACGAUGGGAAAGAGGAAAAGAGGAAACAGAGGAGGCCAAAGAAAUCUAAAGCCUAACGAUUCAAAAACUGAUGAGUUAAACCCUAGUGAGCCCGAGAGCAGUAAAGCCCAGGAGAAAGCAGCUGAAAAACGGGAGAAGGCUUCUGAAGCCCCCGCUGCUGUGAAUAGCCAGCCACAUAUUCCCUCAGCCGCUGCUUCCUUUCCUGGUCUCUACAACCCUUCGUUAAAUCCACAGGCAACCUCUAGUUCUCAGUUUCAUAUGAUAUCCCAGGCCCAAACCCCGUCGGCUCCUAUUAAACGGCCUGGCCCGUAUCCCUCCCAGUAUCCAGUAAACAUGUCGAGAGAAAAAGUCAUUAGCGGGAUUUUGAAGAAUCCGCCCCUCAUGGGUUUGGAUGCUGCUCUGGAAGAGGUCAAGCCUAAGGUCACGAACGAGUUCGUGGAGGAGGUUUUGAAAUUGUCCUAUGGCGCCGGUAUGGAGACCCUCAAGUUUUUCAAGUGGGCAAGCUGGAAACUCCAGGGCAAAAAGCACACCCCCUACGCAUGGAAUAUAUUGGUGGAUUUGUUGGGGAAGGAUAAACUGUUCGAUGCAAUGUGGGACUGCAUUAAAGUCAUGAAGACCGAGGGGAUUCUGUCCAUGGAAACCUUUUCCUCUGUGUUUGGGAGCUAUGUGAGUGCGGGGAAGAUUGAGGAGGCCACCAUGACGUUUGAGGUAAUAGAAAAGUAUGGGUGCCCUCAAGAUGUCAUUGCUCUCAACUGUCUUUUGAGUGCCAUGUGCAGGUACAACCAAACGGCGAAGGCGCAGGAGUGCUUCGAUCGGUGUAAGGAAAAAAUCAAGCCCGAUGCUGACUCUUAUGCUGUUCUCCUAGAGGGGUGGGAGAAGGAAGGGAAUGUGAAGAAAGCCAGGCUCACCUUUGGGGAGAUGAUCAUCCGUGUUGGAUGGGUUCCCUCCAAUAACUUGGCUUACAAUGCCUUCCUUAACACCCUCAUCAAUGGCGAGCAGGGAGACGAAGCCCUUAAAUUUUUGACUGUGAUGAAGAGUAGAAAGUGUUUCCCAGACUUGCCUUUUUUUUGCAGCGCGAUUGAUGGCCUCCGUCAGCGCAGGGAUACCAAGAAUGCCUAUGGCUUCUGGGAGUUGAUGCGGCAGGGCGGUAUUGUCCCUGACACACGAACUUAUAAUAUAAUGAUUGAUGUGUUUUGCAGUGCUAAAGAAUUUGAUUCUGCUUAUCGUCUGUUAGAUGAGAUGGUCUUCAAUGGUAUGUUCCCCAAUUUCAAGACCUACAAUACUAUUUUUGAGGCUCUUAUUAGCAACCGCAGGAUAGACGAGGCCUCAAGCAUUUUCCGAGAGAUGACCAAGAAUGAAUGCUAUCCUUUGUAUGAAAACUAUGUGAUGGCAAUCAAGAUGUAUUUUGAAGCGGAUGAUCCGGAGAUGGCUGUGACAAUGUGGAAGCAGAUGAUACUGAAGGGUGUUGCUCCUAAAGCAGAUUGUGCCGCUGCAAUCAUUGGUGGGUUUUGUGAUCUGAAAAGGGUAUCAGAGGCACGGAAGUACUGCAAGGAAUCAAUUAACAGAGGAAUUCAGGUACCUUCUGAAACCAUGAUAAAGUUGAGGGAUAUUCUUGUAAAAGAGGGCAGGAAAGAAACGUAUGAACAACUUGAAAAGAAAAUGAAAAGCUUGGCAAGUCAGCCCAAGCAGUGAUUAAAAGUAUUAGGUCAUUACGUUUAGUUCCGAUUAGUGUGGGAACAUCUAUCUUAGGUUAAUGUCAAAGUUAAUUGUGCUAGUUUAGGUUUCAUCUUUGAGGAAGUUCUGGUAUUUUACAAGUGUGAUAUUGGGAUGCCUCAAUGAUGUUGAUCUAAACUUAAGUAUUAAAACUCAACAAUGGAGAAUUUGUGCUCACUUUUGUUCCGAGCCUAGCAUCAUAAGUACUUACCAUGUUAUUUAAUAUAAAACUGUUACUCCCUGUUCUGAGUUGA
Cryptomeria japonica (Japanese cedar) is the source of this 2268-nucleotide messenger RNA. RefSeq names its product pentatricopeptide repeat-containing protein At1g77360, mitochondrial. The coding region runs from base 305 to 1993 and encodes 562 amino acids. The record is from RefSeq and is a predicted model, not a curated record. The transcript has a single exon. Lineage: Eukaryota; Viridiplantae; Streptophyta; Pinopsida; Cupressales; Cupressaceae. Gene Ontology annotation, molecular function: protein binding.